UCUUUGUUCACUUUUUUUCUUGGCGUCUUAUCUCUUCCCUUCUCUGCCUCGCUUCGCUUCCUACCCACGCCACGCGUGUGUUCUUGGCAGCCACCCAAUCCCCGCCUCGCGAAAUCAGACGCCAAAUCCCCUUAUCUUAUCAUCAAAUCGAUCGCCAACGGGCAUGAUCUGAUGGCUCCCUCAUCAUAGCCUCUGCUGCUGCACCGCAGCAAAAUGGCCCUGGUUUAGUUUAGUCCUCAAGAUCCCGCCUUUCUGGUGCUCUGUUUGGCUAGUGUCGUGCCGCCGCGCGAGGACCCGGAGAUUCGAUUCCGGUCCGGUGUAUCUCUAGGCUGCUUGGUUUGGGUUAGGAUUUAGUGGGCAGGGUUGUGCAGCUGGUGUCUCGUGGAGGAAGAAUUUCGUGGGAGGAUUUUGACCGGGUUUGGGCAAAGAGCGCGCCGUUCGGGAGGAGGUGAUUCUCGCGUGGUUGCGUGCUUUGCUGGGAGUCUGCUGCGGCCACCGCCGGUAUGGCGACGCACUUCACGCCGUCGCAGGCGCACGCGGCGUCGCACCACGCGGCGCACCACCACUCGGCGGCCGCCGCGGCGGCGGUCACGGCCACGGCCACCGCGCGACUGCACCCGUCCGCGCCGCCGGCCUCGGCGUCGGCCGCGGCCGCGGCGCUGUGCCCGCCACACCUCCUCGCGGCGGCUUCCCCGGCCGCCUCCUCCUCCGCGGCGUGCCAGCCCGCCCACAGGCCUAUCUUCGUUGGCCACGGCGCGCCGUGGGCGCAGCAGCCCCAGCGCACCGCGGCGGCGGCCGCCGCGCUCGGUCCGGAGUUUCGGCGCGCGCGCACCACCAAGACCAUCUCCAAGCGCACCCGUGGCGGCGGCGGCGGAGGGGGCGCACAGGACCGCGGGCGCGUGUCCUCAGCCGCCGCGGGUCGCUGUGUCGAGAAGCUGCUCCGCGUCGCGCCUGAAGAUAGGCGAGGGCUUGGUUCGGCCCUCUCGUCGUUUCGGGGCGAGCUACUUGGUCCUGAGGACUACUGCCAGAUCCUCCGGGGGCUCGGCGACAGGGAUAAAUCUGCACUUCGUGCAUUCGAGGUGUUCUAUGCCGCACUACCCUUAGUUGGGGGUGGUGCUGUUGACAAGGGAAAACUUCUGACUGCCGCCAUUGGUGCACUUGGCAAGAUGGGCCGGCCAGACCUCGCGAGGAGGGCUUUUGAUACUGGCAUUGCAGGGAGCUAUGGCAAUACGGUGUUUGCGCACUCUGCGCUUAUCUCAGCUUAUGCCAGGAGUGGGCUUGCAACUGAGGCCAUGGGGGUGCUUGAGUCGAUGAAAGGUGCAGGAUUGCGGCCUACCACGGUAUCAUACAAUGCAGUGAUUGAUGCAUGUGGAAAAGGGGGUGUUGACCUUAGGUUCACACUUGGAUAUUUCCGUCAGAUGCUGCAGGAUGGGCUCUGUCCGGACCGUAAAACAUUUAACUCACUUCUUGCUGCAUGUAGCCGGGCUGGGCAUUUGGAAGAUGCUCGCACUGUCUUUGAUGAAAUGAUCCAUCUUGGUAGUGGGCGUGACAUUUACACUUACAACACAUUCGUCGAUGCUAUUUGCAAGUGUGGCAACAUGGGGCUGGCUCUGCAAGUUGUAUUGGAUAUGGAAGCAAACAAUGCCAAGCCAAAUGUCGUUACAUAUAGUACGCUUAUGGAUGGAUUCUCCAAACUGGAGAAAUAUGAUGAGGCACUCAAGUUGCGUGAAAAGAUGAAGUCUUUGAGAAUACAACUGGACCGAGUUUGCUACAACACCUUACUGGCCAUAUAUGUGAAGACAGGGAAAUAUGAUGAAAUUGCUACUGUAUGUGAAGAAAUGGAGAAAUUGGGCAUUGAGAAGGACACUGUUACUUACAAUUCCUUGAUUAAUGGAUAUGGAAAGCAAGGACGCUUGGACAUGGUCGCUUUCCUUGUUCAAGAUAUGCGGGCGCAAGGCGUAGCUCCUAGUGUGCUGACAUACUCAACUUUGAUAGAUAUCUAUUCGAAGGCAGGAAUGCAUGGAGAUGCAUUUAAUGUCUAUUUGGAUUUUAAGGAGUCUGGUCUAAAGGCAGAUGUUGUUCUGUUCAGCUCUUUUAUUGAUACUUUGGCCAAGAAUGGCUUGGUUGAGUGUGCUUUGUCUUUGCUUGAUGAGAUGAUGAAGAUGGGUAUCAAGCCAAAUGUUGUAACCUACAACACAAUCAUUGAUGCAUUUGGCAAGUCGAAGAUUUUUACUGAGGAGGAUUCUGAUAUUGGUGACAUGGGAAUUGUUGGGGUUUAUGGUGGCCAGGUUGUAAGGGUCACUAAUCCAGUGAUAAGAGGAGGGCGCUCUGCCACUGAUGUUAGGAUGAGGAGGUCACAGGAACUAUUUUUCAUUCUGGAAUUGUUUCAGAAGAUGGUCCAGCAGGGUGUACGGCCAAAUGUUGUAACAUUUUCUGCGAUCCUGAAUGCUUGCAGUCGCUGUAAUAGUUUUGAAGAUGCAGCCCUUUUACUGGAACAGCUUCGCUUAUUUGAUAACUCUGUCUAUGGGGUUGCGUAUGGGCUUUUGAUGGGCCAUCGAGAAGCUUGGUCUCAAGCACGGUCCCUCUUUAAUCAGCUGGGCCGCAUGGAUUCUCCAACAUCUUCUGCCUUUUACAAUGCUCUUACCGAUGUGCUAUGGCAUUUCGGCCAGAGGCAAGGAGCUCAGCAAGUUGUGCUUGAAGGGGUAAACCGCCGUGUUUGGGAGAACACAUGGGGUGACUUCUGCUUGGACCUGCACCUCAUGUCAUGUGGUGCAGCUCAAGCAAUGGUGCAUGCAUGGCUCCUGAACGUGCGCUCUAUUGUUUUUGAAGGUCGAGCUAUGCCUGAGUUUUUAAGCAUUCUGACAGGCUGGGGAAAGCAUAGCAAGGUAGCUGGAUCAAGCACCCUCCGUCGAGUCAUUGAAGCGCUGCUCCUUUCAAUUGGAGCGCCGUUUCAGGCCGAGCGCUUCAACAUCGGGAGGUUUGUGUCACCCAGUGCCUUGGUGUCUGCCUGGCUGAGAGAGUCCGGCACCAUUAACAUCCUCCUCCUCCGCAACGAGCGAACGCAACAUGCAAACGCGUCCAAUCUGGUACCGAGGUUACAGGCGUUGCAGUUAUAGCCCCUUGAUCUCAUCUCCUUGUCCCUGGUAGGGUUGGUUCAGUUCUGUCACAAGCUUCGCUCUGUUUUUUUUUAUAUUCAUCUUCAUUGAGAAGAUUGUAGAGUACCAUAGGCUGAGGGAAUAGCUCGCUUGUUGAAUCCCAGUGUUUUAGUCCGGUUUAGCCAUGAAUGUAAAAAUGUUGUAAAAUUGUCAGCCUGCCUUACAACUCCUUCCAUCAAGGCAAAACGAGUGCAAUUUCUAUUUCUUCACGAAAGGAGCUCCACGGCUGGAAACCUCAGACCCGUGCCUCGCUUCCUUAA
This is a messenger RNA of Zea mays, 3415 nucleotides long. Its product is annotated as pentatricopeptide repeat-containing protein, chloroplastic-like. Lineage: Eukaryota; Viridiplantae; Streptophyta; Magnoliopsida; Poales; Poaceae. The transcript is spliced from 4 exons. The record is from RefSeq and is a predicted model, not a curated record. Gene Ontology annotation, molecular function: protein binding. The coding region runs from base 504 to 3116 and encodes 870 amino acids.